UGCUGUUGCUCCGCCCACUUCAGACACGUGGUUCUGCGCGUGGCGUUGAGCAGACGCCAUAUUGCAAGAAAUUGACCGAGAAGCGACCGAAACACAGGCCAAAAAUCCUUCAAAAAUGAGUGACGAUGAGCCCGAUGUUGAGAUCGAAAGCGAUGCAGAGAAGCGAGCCCACCACAACGCUCUGGAACGCAAGCGACGAGAUCACAUCAAAGACAGCUUCAACUCUCUGAGGGAUGCCGUGCCCAACCUGGAAGGGGAAAAGGCGUCCAGAGCCCAGAUUUUGAACAAAGCCACAGAGUACAUCGAGUUUAUGAGAAGGAAGAACAACUCGCACCAGUCAGACAUUGACGGACUGAAGAGGCAGAACCUGCAACUGGAUCAGCAGAUUCGUCAACUUGAGAAGAGCCCAGGUGACCCGCUGGUGGUCAGCAACGGUCUGGCACUCCUCAGCAACCCCAAAGGUCCCGCCAUCUCAGCCUUUGACGAGGAGUCCGACUCGGACUCCGAUUCCUCCGAGGAGAGGUCCCACAUCCCGCCCAAGAGGUUAAAAAUGGGCGACGGCUCGUCCCACGAAGGGUCUGCUUCCAUUUCUAGUGUGAUCAAAUUGCCAGUAAAUAAGACAUGAUCUAGAGGAAUUUGUAUAUAUAUAUGAAACUUAUGUCAGAAAGAGAGUGUGCAUAUAUUUUGUCGCUGCCGUACCCCGCUUUCCUUGUCUCGCGUCUCGCCCCGAUGACAAAUCCUCAUCAUUAAGUGUGCAGUUGAGCCACCUGACAAGAAAUCUAUUUUGUAAGUUUAUGUGGUUCCAAAAAA
Molecule: messenger RNA, 810 nt
Organism: Patiria miniata (bat star)
Lineage: Eukaryota; Metazoa; Echinodermata; Asteroidea; Valvatida; Asterinidae
Product: protein max-like
Exons: 4
Coding region: 116-625 (169 amino acids)
Biological process (GO): positive regulation of transcription by RNA polymerase II
Cellular component (GO): RNA polymerase II transcription regulator complex
Molecular function (GO): protein dimerization activity; DNA-binding transcription factor activity
Source: RefSeq, a predicted model, not a curated record